Molecule: messenger RNA, 637 nt
Organism: Drosophila takahashii
Lineage: Eukaryota; Metazoa; Arthropoda; Insecta; Diptera; Drosophilidae
Gene: Obp83b
Product: Odorant-binding protein 83b
Biological process (GO): sensory perception of smell
Molecular function (GO): odorant binding
Source: RefSeq, a predicted model, not a curated record
GCCCUCGGGCCAGUCAUUGUAGUUUCAAAAUGAUCAAAUACCUGGCCCUGCUGCUAUUCCUGUUUGGCUGUGCCGCUGCCCAGGAACCGCGGCGCGAUGCUGAGUGGCCUCCGCCAGCGAUCCUCAAAUUGGCAAAGCACUACCAUGACAUUUGUGCGCCCAAAACGGGCGUAACUGAUGAGGCCAUCAAGGAGUUCAGCGAUGGCCAGGUCCACGAGGACGAGGCCCUUAAAUGCUAUAUGAACUGUCUCUUCCACGAAUUUGAGGUGGUCGACGAUAAUGGUGAUGUCCACAUGGAAAAGCUUUUUAACGCAAUUCCGGGAGAAAAGUUGAGGAACAUAUUGAUGGAAGCUUCCAAAGGAUGCACGCAUCCUGAGGGCGAUACUCUGUGCCACAAGGCCUGGUGGUUUCAUCAAUGCUGGAAGAAGGCUGACCCUGUCCACUAUUUCUUGGUCUAAAUAUUUAUUUAAGAGAAACAUUUCAGGGGUUCUAAGCGGACUUGCCGGCGGGAAAAUUAAACUUAUCAAUUAUUCAAGACCAGUUGUAGAAGUUUUGCGUAAUAUGCUUACUCAUAAAUAAAUGGUUCCGGGACUAAAGAAUAAAUAUUUUAGAAAAAUAUUUUAAAUUCAAAGCAGAA